AUGGGGCGCCUAUCUCUAUGGGCGCCUAUCUCUAUGGGCGCCUAUCUCUAUGGGCGCCUAUCUCUAUGGGCGCCUAUCUCUAUGGGCGCCUAUCUCUAUGGGCGCCUAUCUCUUUGGGCGCCUAUCCCUAUGGGCGCCUAUCUCUAUGGGCGCCUAUCUCUAGGGGGCGCCUAUCUCUAUGGGCGCCUAUCUCUAUGGGCGCCUAUCUCCAUGGGUGCCUAUCUCUAUGGGCGCCUAUCUCUAUGGGCGCCUAUCUCUAUGGGCGCCUAUCGCUAUGGGCGCCUGUCUCUAGGGGUGCCUAUCUCUAUGGGCGCCUAUCUCUAG
This is a messenger RNA of Closterium sp. NIES-65, 324 nucleotides long. The record is from the annotation of a GenBank genome assembly. NCBI's taxonomy places the organism in Eukaryota, Viridiplantae, Streptophyta, Zygnematophyceae, Desmidiales, Closteriaceae.